AUGGCAUAUCGCACAACAUAUAAAACUCCAACUGGCGCUUCACCGUACACAUUAGUUUAUGGAAAGGAUUGUCACUUGCUUGUUGAGCUUGAGUACAAGACAUAUUGGGCAAUCAAAAAGCACAACUUUGAUAUGGAUCUAGCUGGGGAAAAAUGGAUGUUGCAACUGAAUGAGCUCGAGGAGUUUCGACUGCACGCAUAUGAGAAUGCGAAGUUUUAUAAAGAAAAAACAAAGAGAUGGCAUGACAAACACAUUUUGCAUCGUAAGUUUGAAGCCGGUCAAGAUGUUAUCUUGUUCAAUUCAAGGUUGAAUCUCUUUCCUAGGAAGCUCAAGUCUAGAUGGUCGGGUCCGUUUGAAGUAGUGCGGGUUACAAAGCAUGGAGUUGUUGAGCUAAAGGACCCCGAGAGCAAUGGCACAUUUUUAGUCAAUGGUCAAAGAGUGAAACACUAUUUGGGUGGUGGCGUUCAUCGUCAAAAAACUUUGAUAAACUUGGUGGAUGUUGCAAUGGCUCGGGACAAUGCUACCAAGGGAAAAGGAGUGGGGAAGUCUGCCACUACUGCUCCCCCUCCCAAAAAAUGCAAGCAAGGUGAAGGUUCUUCCUGGCAAGCUAAAGGGAAGUAG
This is a messenger RNA of Nicotiana attenuata, 621 nucleotides long. RefSeq lists its product as uncharacterized. The transcript has 2 exons. Bases 1 to 621 code for a protein of 206 amino acids. The record is from RefSeq and is a predicted model, not a curated record. Lineage: Eukaryota; Viridiplantae; Streptophyta; Magnoliopsida; Solanales; Solanaceae.